Yamadazyma jaroonii is the source of this 729-nucleotide messenger RNA. Lineage: Eukaryota; Fungi; Ascomycota; Pichiomycetes; Serinales; Debaryomycetaceae. The record is from the annotation of a GenBank genome assembly.
AUGUUCGGUAAAGCUUGGAAGAUAUUAUUGGCAAUUUAUGCCAUUAGUAGUAUUAAAACCCUUCCGUUGGCAUAUGUAGCAAGAUUUUAUCUUUCAGUUUUCAGAAACUUAAUUUUACCCAAGAGUAAGUACCACAAAGGUAACAAUAAGAAUAGUUACGGUAUUACUACCGAAAAGAAAGGGGAUUUAGCUAUUUUCACCCCAGUAUCUUAUAGUUCAUAUGUUAGUCCUUUAGAGUAUGAUAUGUUUUUACACAAAUCCAAUUCCACCUACUUUGCUGACUUAGACAUGUCAAGAACCAAAUUGUUAUGUCAGGUGUUACAAAAAGGGUUCUAUAGUUAUAUGGAUAAUGAAUAUAAUGAUUUCAAGAAAAAACUGAUUUCAAAUAUUCCAUUUAUUCCUGUUGCUAGAGUUGAAUGUACUUUCAAGAAAGAAUUGAAAUUAUUUGAAUCUUAUGAAGUUGUUUCAAGAAUUGGUGCUUGGGAUGAUAAAUGGUUAUACGUUAUUUCCAAAUUUGUUAAAUCUCACGGUAAAGGUAAAAGGGUAGUAUGUAUAGCUAUUACCAGAUAUGUCUUUAAAACCGGGAGAAUGACAAUUCCGCCUAAAACUAUGGUUGAAAGAAGUGGAUUGUUAACCAAAGAGGCCGAAGCUCAAAAUGAAGAAUACUUAAAAUUAUUCACUCAUUAUGCUUCCACUGAACAAUUCGAAGAAUUGGUAGAUACUUUUUAG